Molecule: messenger RNA, 6207 nt
Organism: Pelecanus crispus (Dalmatian pelican)
Lineage: Eukaryota; Metazoa; Chordata; Aves; Pelecaniformes; Pelecanidae
Source: RefSeq, a predicted model, not a curated record
GUUGAACCAAGCACAAAGUUAUUUCCUGCUGUAUUUGCUCAAGCUACAAGCCCAAAUGUUUUCCAGUUCGAAUUGGGAAGAAUAAAGAAUGUAAUGCCAUUAUCUGCUGGCUUAUUCAAAAGUGAACACAAAAACCCAGUCUCUCAAUGUCCUCCACGUCUCCAUGUCCAAUUUCUGACUCAUGUGCUUUGGAGCAGAGUGCCAAACCACUUCUUGAAGGUUGACGUGUCUCGGAUUAGCGAACGUCAAGGCUGGAUGAUACAGUGCCUGAAUCCACUGCAGUUCAUGGCCCUUCAUAUUCCUGAAGAAAACAGAACAAUCGAUAUUUUAGAGCUGACAGAACAAGAAGAACUGCUGAAAUUUCACUACCAUACCCUCCGAUUAUAUUCAGCUGUUUGUGCCUUAGGCAACAACCGAGUGGCGCAUGCUAUGUGUAGCCAUGUGGAUGAAUCUCAGCUCCUGUAUGCUAUUGAGAAUAAGUAUAUGCCAGGAUUAUUACGUGCAGGAUAUUAUGACUUACUCAUUGACAUCCAUCUCAAUACCUAUGCAACUGCCAGGUUAAUGAUGAAUAAUGAAUUUAUAGUUCCAAUGACAGAUGAGACCAAGAGUAUUACUUUGUUUCCUGAUGAAAACAAAAAACAUGGCCUCCCUGGCAUAGGACUUAGCACUUCAUUAAGGCCAAGAAUGCAGUUCUCUUCUCCGAGUUUUGUAAGCAUUAGCAGUGAAUGCUUUCAGUUCAGUCCUGAAUUUCCUCUGGAAAUCUUGAAGUCCAAAACCAUAGAGAUGCUGACUGAAGCUGUUCAGGAGGGCAGCCUCCAUGUCAGAGAUCCAGUUGGAGGUUCUACAGAAUUUCUAUUUGUCCCUCUCAUCAAGCUCUUUUAUACCCUCCUAAUUAUGGGAAUUUUCCACAAUGGGGAUCUGAAACACAUUUUGCAGUUGAUUGAGCCCCGGGUUUUCAAAGAAGCGGUGAGCCAGGAGGAUGAAAUUGAUUUCUCAGAGAAGGAGCUGAGUUCAGAUGAGCUCAAGUCAGAAGAAGGAGAGGAAGAAACCAGAGGGGAGCAAGUGCCAAAGGAAGGACUCCUUCAGAUGAAACUUCCAGAGCCUGUUAAAUUACAGAUGUGUCAUCUACUCCAGUACCUGUGUGAUUGCCAAGUACGACACCGAAUAGAAGCCAUUGUAGCAUUUUCAGAUGAUUUUGUGGCCAAGCUUCAAGAGAAUCAACGCUUCCGGUACAAUGAAGUGAUGCAGGCCUUGAACAUGUCUGCUGCCCUGACGGCUAGAAAAACAAAAGAAUUUCGAUCCCCGCCUCAGGAGCAGAUUAACAUGCUGCUGAACUUUAAAGAUGAUAAAAAUGAUUGUCCUUGCCCUGAAGAAAUUCGGGAUCAACUCUUGGAUUUCCAUGAAGACCUAAUGACACACUGUGGAAUUGAACUAGAUGAAGAUGGAACCUUGGAUGGAAACAGUGAUUUAACCAUUAGGGGUCGCCUCCUAUACCUUAUGGAAAAAGUUACAUAUCUGAAGAAGAAGCAAGCUGAGAAGCCAGUUGAUGAUGAUGCUAAGACAUCCUCUACUCUUCAGCAGUUGAUUUCAGACACAAUGGUACGCUGGGCUCAGGAAUCAGUGAUAGAAGACCCGGAGUUAGUGAGGGCCAUGUUUGUAUUGCUACAUCGUCAAUAUGAUGGUAUUGGUGGCCUGGUUCGAGCCCUACCAAAGACCUACACCAUAAAUAGUGUGUCUGUGGAAGACACAAUCAAUCUUCUGGCAUCCCUCGGCCAAAUCCGUUCCUUGCUUAGUGUCAGAAUGGGGAAGGAGGAAGAGAAACUUAUGAUUCGUGGAUUAGGAGACAUCAUGAAUAAUAAAGUAUUUUACCAACAUCCAAAUCUCAUGAGAGCUUUAGGCAUGCAUGAAACUGUCAUGGAAGUGAUGGUAAACGUGCUUGGUGGAGGAGAAUCCAAGGAAAUCACUUUCCCAAAGAUGGUGGCAAACUGCUGUCGUUUUCUAUGUUAUUUUUGCCGCAUCAGCAGGCAGAAUCAAAAAGCUAUGUUUGAUCAUCUUAGCUAUUUACUGGAAAACAGCAGUGUUGGCCUUGCCUCUCCUUCUAUGCGAGGAUCAACUCCUCUAGAUGUUGCAGCAGCCUCUGUGAUGGAUAACAAUGAACUUGCACUAGCUUUAAGGGAGCCUGAUCUGGAGAAGGUUGUUCGCUACUUGGCUGGAUGUGGAUUGCAGAGUUGUCCUUUGUUGAUUUCUAAAGGCUACCCAGACAUCGGAUGGAAUCCAGUUGAAGGAGAGCGAUACUUGGAUUUUCUUCGUUUUGCUGUAUUUUGCAAUGGAGAGAGUGUGGAGGAGAAUGCUAAUGUUGUAGUCAGACUGCUUAUCCGUCGACCUGAAUGUUUUGGUCCAGCUCUAAGAGGAGAAGGAGGCAAUGGGUUACUUGCUGCCAUGGAGGAAGCAAUACAAAUAUCAGAAGAUCCAACAAGAGAUGGGCCUUCCCCAAGUAAUGGAUCCAGUAAAACCCUUGAAAUGGAAGAACAAGAAGAUGACACUAUUCACAUGGGAAAUGCAAUCAUGACCUUUUAUGCUGCUUUGAUUGAUCUCUUAGGACGUUGUGCCCCUGAAAUGCAUCUAAUCCAUGCUGGUAAAGGGGAAGCCAUUAGAAUCAGAUCAAUUCUACGGUCUUUGAUUCCAUUGGAAGAUUUGGUGGGAGUAAUUAGUAUUCCUUUCCACAUGCCAACCAUAGCUAAAGAUGGUACUGUGGUGGAACCUGACAUGUCUGCGGGGUUUUGCCCAGAUCACAAGGCAGCCAUGGUUUUGUUCCUUGACAGGGUCUAUGGAAUUGAGGACCAGGAUUUUCUUCUACACCUUCUUGAAGUGGGCUUUCUGCCAGAUCUUCGUGCUGCUGCUUCUUUAGAUACGGCUGCUUUAAGUGCUACGGAUAUGGCUUUGGCUCUGAAUCGAUACCUUUGCACAGCAGUCUUGCCUCUGUUGACCAGAUGUGCUCCUCUGUUUGCUGGCACAGAGCACCAUGCUUCCCUCAUCGAUUCCUUAUUACAUACUGUGUACAGACUCUCAAAGGGCUGCUCUCUUACCAAAGCUCAGCGAGAUUCUAUUGAAGAGUGUUUGCUGUCUAUCUGUGGGCAGUUGCGGCCUUCCAUGAUGCAGCAUUUGCUGAGAAGAUUAGUAUUUGAUGUUCCUCUAUUAAAUGAACAUGCAAAGAUGCCUCUCAAGUUGCUGACAAAUCAUUAUGAAAGAUGCUGGAAGUACUAUUGUUUGCCAGGUGGAUGGGGUAACUUUGGUGCUGCCUCAGAAGAAGAACUUCAUUUAUCCAGAAAGUUGUUCUGGGGUAUUUUUGAUGCUUUGUCUCAAAAGAAGUAUGAACAAGAACUGUUCAAAUUGGCUUUGCCUUGUUUGAGCGCAGUUGCAGGGGCCUUACCUCCAGACUAUAUGGAAUCAAAUUAUGUCAAUAUGAUGGAAAAACAGUCUUCAAUGGAUUCAGAUGGGAACUUUAAUCCUCAACCUGUUGAUACAUCAAACAUUACAAUCCCUGAAAAGCUAGAAUAUUUCAUUAACAAAUAUGCAGAACACUCUCAUGACAAAUGGUCAAUGGAAAAGUUUGCCAAUGGAUGGACAUAUGGUGAAACGUAUUCUGAAUCUGCAAAAGUGCAACCAUUAAUGAAACAAUAUAAGUUACUAUCUGAAAAGGAGAAAGAAAUUUAUCGAUGGCCAAUCAAAGAAUCACUAAAAACUAUGCUGGCAUGGGGAUGGCGAAUUGAAAGAACACGGGAGGGAGAUUCCAUGGCACUGUAUAAUCGGACGCGUCGCAUAUCUCAAACCAGUCAAAUCUCUGUAGAUACAGCCCAUGGUUACACUCCUCGAGCAAUUGACAUGAGCAAUGUCACCCUCUCCAGAGACUUACAUGCUAUGGCUGAGAUGAUGGCUGAAAACUACCAUAACAUAUGGGCAAAGAAAAAGAAAAUGGAGCUUGAAGCAAAAGGAGGAGGCAACCAUCCUCUUCUUGUUCCUUAUGAUACACUCACAGCCAAAGAAAAAGCCAAGGACAGAGAAAAAGCACAGGAUAUUCUGAAAUUUCUACAGAUUAAUGGAUAUGUUGUCUCCAGAGGACUUAAAGACCUGGAAUUAGACACACCUUCCAUUGAGAAACGCUUUGCCUACAGUUUCCUUCAGCAACUUAUAAGAUAUGUGGAUGAAGCCCAUCAGUACAUUCUGGAGUUUGAUGGUGGCAGCAGAGGCAAAGGAGAGCACUUCCCAUAUGAACAAGAAAUCAAGUUUUUUGCCAAAGUUGUGCUCCCUUUGAUUGAUCAGUAUUUUAAAAAUCAUCGCCUGUAUUUCUUAUCUGCAGCAAGUAGGCCUCUCAGCAGUGGAGGUCAUGCCUCUAAUAAAGAGAAAGAAAUGGUGACAAGCCUGUUCUGCAAACUUGGAGUUCUUGUCAGGCAUAGGAUUUCACUGUUUGGAAAUGAUGCAACAUCAAUAGUCAACUGUCUUCACAUACUGGGCCAGACCUUGGAUGCGAGGACUGUGAUGAAAACUGGCCUGGAAUCUGUUAAGAUGGCAUUGAGAGCAUUUUUGGACAACGCUGCUGAGGAUCUCGAGAAAACAAUGGAAAAUCUUAAGCAAGGCCAGUUUACACACAGCAGAAACCAACCAAAGGGAGUUACACAAAUCAUUAAUUACACCACAGUUGCUCUCCUGCCCGUGCUAUCUUCAUUAUUUGAGCAUAUUGGACAACACCAGUUUGGGGAAGAUUUGAUAUUGGAAGAUGUUCAGGUGUCCUGUUACAGGAUAUUGGCCAGUUUAUAUGCUCUGGGAACCAGCAAGAGUAUCUAUGUAGAGCGGCAACGAUCAGCACUAGGAGAAUGCCUGGCCGCUUUCUCAGGUGCCUUUCCAGUGGCUUUUUUGGAAACUCAUUUGAACAAACAUAAUAUCUACUCAAUUUACAAUACCAAGAAUGCAAGAGACAGAGCAGUUCUCAGUUUGCCUGCUAGUGUAGAAGAGGUUUGCCCAAAUAUUCCUUCCUUGGUGAAGCUAAUGGAAGAAAUUGUGGAACUGGCAGAGUCUGGUAUUCGUUACACACAAAUGCCACAUAUCAUGGAAGUAAUACUGCCUAUGCUAUGUAGUUAUAUGUCACACUGGUGGGAGCAUGGGCCAGAAAACAACCCUGACAAGGCCGAAAUGUGCUGCACAGCCUUGACGUCAGAGCACAUGAACACUCUGUUGGGUAACAUACUGAAAAUCAUCUACAAUAACCUUGGUAUUGAUGAAGGAGCCUGGAUGAAGAGAUUAGCAGUGUUUUCCCAGCCCAUCAUAAGCAAAGCGAAGCCACAGCUCUUAAAGACACACUUCCUGCCACUGAUGGAUAAGCUAAAGAAAAAAGCAGCAGUGGUUGUAUCGGAUGAAGAACAUCUAAGAGCAGAAGGCAGAGGUGACAUGUCGGAGGCUGAACUGCUCAUCCUAGAUGAGUUCACCACUUUGGCACGGGACCUCUAUGCCUUCUACCCUUUGUUGAUUAGAUUUGUGGACUAUAACAGGGCAAAGUGGCUGAAAGAGCCCAACCCUGAAGCGGAAGAAUUGUUCCGCAUGGUGGCUGAGGUCUUCAUUUACUGGUCAAAGUCUCAUAAUUUUAAAAGGGAAGAGCAGAACUUUGUGGUACAAAAUGAAAUCAACAACAUGUCUUUCCUUAUCAGUGACACCAAAUCUAAGAUGUCCAAGGCAGCAGUUUCUGACCAGGAGAGGAAGAAGAUGAAGCGAAAAGGUGACCGGUACUCUAUGCAGACCUCUCUCAUUGUGGCAGCACUGAAGAGAUUACUUCCCAUUGGCCUAAACAUUUGUGCUCCUGGAGACCAAGAGCUCAUUGCACUGGCCAAAACUCGAUUCAGUAUGAAAGAUACUGAAGAUGAAGUACGAGAUACCAUCCGCAGUAAUCUUCAUCUCCAGGGCAAGCUUGAGGAUCCCGCCAUUAGGUGGCAGAUGGCACUUUACAAAGAUUUACCAAACAGGACUGAAGAUUCCUCAGAUCCAGAGAAGACUGUGGAAAGGGUCCUUGAUAUAGCUAAUGUACUGUUUCACCUGGAACAGGUUGAGCAUCCUCAGCGGUCCAAAAAAGCAGUGUGGCAUAAGCUGCUAUCUAAACAGAGGAAAAGAGCAGUAGUUGCCUGCUUUAGAAUGGCACCUUUGUAUAAUCUGCCAAGGUAA